Necator americanus (New World hookworm) is the source of this 666-nucleotide messenger RNA. RefSeq lists its product as uncharacterized. Bases 1 to 666 code for a protein of 221 amino acids. The record is from RefSeq and is a predicted model, not a curated record. Gene Ontology annotation, molecular function: phosphotyrosine residue binding. NCBI's taxonomy places the organism in Eukaryota, Metazoa, Nematoda, Chromadorea, Rhabditida, Ancylostomatidae. The transcript has 4 exons.
AUGAUGGAAGAAGACCAUUACGAUACACCGUGGGAAUUCCUCGCACGACCCAACUCAGUACGACUAUCCGCUAUCGAUGCGGCGUUGUUCGCCAAGGGUCCCGCUGCUAGCUCGGAUUCACCGCAAGCCUCUCCACUCCCACAAUCCCCAUCUUUUUCACACCAUUUGGUGCAUAUCGGGAACUCUCCGGUUGAUUCCAAGAGGAAUUCUCUACGAUCCGGGGAUAGACCACGGCGUGUUGAUGCACAAAAUGAAGAGGAAACACUUUUGGAGAGGAAUAUAGAUAGAGUAGGCGCUGAGAAACUGCUUGAAAGUCGAGGAUUAGGCGAUUUUUUAUUGAGAUCUCGAGGUGAAGGCAGUGCAGCUCUAUCGUUACGGGGUGCUACCGGUGUGCUGCAUAUAAAAUUGGAACGAAGGGGUGAUAAAUGGGUGAUCGGUGAAGGUCCAUGUUUUCGAUCGAUCGCCUCAGCCGUACAUUAUUAUCGACGGCAUCCGUUGCCGAUACGAGGCCUUGCUGAACCUAUCGCAAGGCACACUACAAAGAAUAACAUCAAAACUUCGCAACUUAGAACUUACCGUCGACGAUCAAAACAACCAGACUUGCAGGUCGCUGCAGGACCCUCGCUGCUCAAAUCGGCCGCAGGCCGAGUGAGGAUCCCACCGUGA